CUUUGAAUUUAGCACUACCAUAAUUAUUAUAAUUUUUUACAUGGUAAAGGAAAGUAGGUGUGUGUUGCCUGUGUUUCCCUUCUUUGGUGGUGUCUAAAGAAGAAAGGACUACUAAGAGACAAUCAAUCACAAUUCACAACCAAAAAAAAAGCUCCUAUUUUAUCUCUCUUAUUAAUAUCUCUAUCUGGGUCUUCUUCUGUUUCUGUAUUUGAUAUAUAUAUAUUUUUUGGUUACUUUAAAAGCAAGGCUUAGAUUUUGUUAGCAAUCUACCUUUUUUUGGGUCUCUUCUUUCUCCCCUCUUGCGUAAAAGCUUUCUGGGUUUUUGCCUAUUUGCUAUUAAAACUGAAUUGAAGUAAUCUCUUGAAUUCUACCUCUCUGGAAUAUUUUUUCUGUGUGUUCUGCACUCUGCAAGCAAACCUCACAUAUUGUUUCCUUCUUCCUUUUCUUUCUCAUCAAGGGAUUUCUGGGCCUCGGCCUAUUUGGUGAAGAGAGAUGGUGAGAGGAAAGACUCAGAUGAGGCGCAUAGAGAAUGCCACAAGCAGACAAGUGACUUUCUCCAAGAGGCGAAAUGGGCUGCUAAAGAAGGCCUUUGAGCUAUCAGUUCUUUGCGAUGCUGAGGUCGCAAUUAUAAUUUUCUCUCCUAGGGGCAAGCUCUAUGAAUUUGCAAGUUUCAGCAUGCAGGAGACAAUAGAACGCUACCGUCGGCAUACAAAAGACACUCAAACCAACAGCAAAUCAAUUGAACAAAACAUGCAGCAUUUAAAGCAUGAAGCAGCAACCAUGAUGAAGAAGAUUGAGCAUCUUGAAGUUUCAAAACGGAGACUCCUAGGAGAAGGUCUAGGAACAUGCUCCCUUGAAGAACUCCAACAGAUAGAAGAACAGUUAGAGAGGAGCGUAAGCAGCAUUAGAGCUAGAAAGGCUCAGGUUUUCAAGGAACAAAUUGAGCAACUAAAGGAAAAGGAAAAAGUCCUAGCAGCUGAAAAUGCAAGGCUAUGUGAGAAGUGUGGUAUUCAACCACAGCAAGGAUCAAAUGAGCAGAGAGAAAUUUUACCUUAUGAAGAAAGUAGUCCAAGUUCUGAUGUGGAAACUGAGUUGUUCAUUGGACCACCAGAAGGGAGAACAAAGCGCUCUCGCUUACAGAAUUGAUGGUCUUACUCUUAAAAUUAAGCCACAUCUUUGCAAAUAUAAUACAUUAUUAGUAAGUCUAUUUCCAAUAAUCUGUACUAGAUUGUGGUACAACUAAAAUGUUGCACUCCCUCAGGCAAUUGUACUGCUGACUGCCAAUAGCUUGAUAUAUUGUUUGCUGAAAGUGACAGCUUUGAUUAUAGUUAUCAAGUUUACUAUGGGAAUAUUGUAUCUUGGUAUAUAUAUAUUUCAUUUUAUUAUAAUAGUCCAAUGGUCCUUCUAGGCCUUUUUAUA
Molecule: messenger RNA, 1419 nt
Organism: Quercus robur (English oak)
Lineage: Eukaryota; Viridiplantae; Streptophyta; Magnoliopsida; Fagales; Fagaceae
Product: MADS-box protein SOC1
Exons: 9
Coding region: 493-1146 (217 amino acids)
Biological process (GO): positive regulation of transcription by RNA polymerase II
Cellular component (GO): nucleus
Molecular function (GO): DNA-binding transcription factor activity, RNA polymerase II-specific; RNA polymerase II cis-regulatory region sequence-specific DNA binding; protein dimerization activity
Source: RefSeq, a predicted model, not a curated record